AGUGAAGUGAAGUGAAAAAAGGCCGUCAAACUGCUUUACUUUUCAGAAUUGUUUAAAAACUAUUUAUUUUAUUUAUAGGAACAUAGCUCUCUUUACUCUGUAUAGUGUUGCGCUGAAAUUUCAACGGGUCAGUUCGUCGUGUAAACGCAUUGAACGCAUUAAACGGGAAAAUUUGAAAAUACAAAAAAAAGAGUAAUAAUGCCUUUAAAAAAGAAAGAUGAUUAUAUACCCAUUAAAUGUGAGGGAUGGAAUGGUAAAUUUGUCUACGCACCGGGCACAACCAAUAAUGUUUCCAAAGUUCGUCGUCACAAUCAAAAUGUAACGGAUACGCAAAAUUUCUAUGGCUAUAAUACGGAACCAAUUGUUUUGCCCACAUCUUGGGAUGGUACGUUCAAGAAGAGCGAUGAAGUUAUUAUUAAACCCGAACGUAAUCGUUCCGAUGAUACGGAAUAUUUUGAAUAUAAUACGGAACCGACAAUCUUGCCAACCACUUGGAAUGGACAAUUCGAAGUCGAUCCAAACGAUGUACGCAUCAAACCGGAGAGAAAUUUUUCCGAUGUCCGCGACUAUGCCGAAGCUCGACGUUUCAAGCGGGCUUAGAGAAGGGAAAUGAAAUUGAAAUUCUGUUUACGUUUACUACUAAUAAGUUGGUUUAGUGUUUAGUGGGUACCUGAAAGCUUUUAAAUUAUUUAUUAACCUAUGAAUUAAAGUGAAAAUAAAAAAUGUUUACAUUUUAAUUAAUUAAUUUUACGCCUAUGUUUUGAUGUUUGAAACAACUUUAAAUAAGUGUAGUGUAGGCUUAGCUUGCGCUGUUGCGCCCUCCAUUCUUCUUCUAUGGAAGGCAUGAAAAGGUAAUUUUUAUGUUGUUAACGCGAA
Glossina fuscipes is the source of this 876-nucleotide messenger RNA. RefSeq lists its product as uncharacterized. Lineage: Eukaryota; Metazoa; Arthropoda; Insecta; Diptera; Glossinidae. The record is from RefSeq and is a predicted model, not a curated record. The coding region runs from base 199 to 600 and encodes 133 amino acids. The transcript has a single exon.